This is a messenger RNA of Camellia sinensis, 643 nucleotides long. RefSeq names its product cyclin-dependent kinases regulatory subunit 1. Lineage: Eukaryota; Viridiplantae; Streptophyta; Magnoliopsida; Ericales; Theaceae. Gene Ontology annotation, molecular function: cyclin-dependent protein serine/threonine kinase regulator activity. The record is from RefSeq and is a predicted model, not a curated record.
UCAUUUUCACUUUCUGUCCCAUAAUCUAAUCUAAUCUUUUCUAUACAGCUUUUGCCAUCUCUCUCUCUCUCUCUCUCUCUCUCUCUCUCAGGAAGGUUUCUCUGUCUCCGAAUUCGAGUGCAAAGAAUGGGUCAGAUCCAGUACUCUGAGAAGUACUUCGACGACACCUACGAGUACAGGCAUGUGGUUCUCCCUCCUGAAGUCGCCAAACUUCUCCCUAAGAAUCGACUUCUCUCUGAAAACGAAUGGCGUGCAAUUGGGGUACAGCAGAGCCGGGGGUGGGUUCACUAUGCAAUCCAUCGACCAGAGCCACACAUCAUGCUCUUCAGGAGGCCUCUGAACUAUCAGCAGCAACAAGAGACUCAGGCUCAGCAAAUCAUGGUUUCUAAGUGAAAUGUCACUCUCAUUGCCUUUCUUGUCCCUCUUAGACAUUACUACAUCCUCAUUUCUGCUAGAAAUGAACUCAUAAUAGGUUUUGAAGUUGGGUACUUUUGAAACUGUGUUGUUUGGGUGCUGUCUGUUAUACAAUUCUCUCAACUGCGGAGAAUUGACGUUGGUUGUAGUGGAAUUCAACACUUGGGUUUUGUUCUUAGUUACUGUUUGAAAUGUUUUACUUCUGGUGCUUGUGUUUUUGUGUGGCCUA